Penicillium angulare is the source of this 588-nucleotide messenger RNA. RefSeq names its product putative phosphoglycerate mutase family protein. The record is from RefSeq and is a predicted model, not a curated record. Gene Ontology annotation, molecular function: catalytic activity. The transcript has 3 exons. Bases 1 to 588 code for a protein of 195 amino acids. Lineage: Eukaryota; Fungi; Ascomycota; Eurotiomycetes; Eurotiales; Aspergillaceae.
AUGCUUCUCAAAUCAAUAUACCAACUAUCCAUCUACCUUCAAAUUUUCACACUCGCGACCGCAACUCCAACUCCAACUCCAGCUACCAAUGAUCACCAUCCAACCCUCUACCUAAUCCGACACGGAGAAAAACCAUCAAAUCCAGAAAAUCACGAGCUAACAUUUGACGGACUCAAGCGCGCUCAGUGCCUGCGCUGGAUCUUCAAUGCAAACUCCGCAUAUGACGUGGGGCUUAUUCUUGCGCCGACAAUGAAAGACAAUGGCGAACACGGAAGAUCAUUCAAGACCGUUAAGCCUCUUGCGCGCGAUCUAGGUCUCCAAGUAGACUUGCACUGCGGUCGCAAAGAAGCAGAAUGCGUCGCUGAUGCCAUUCGUACUUACAAUGGAACCGGUAAUAUUCUCGUUGCAUGGCGACAUAAGAAUAUGGUUGAGAUUCAGCAAAUGCUGGGUGUUGUGGAUCCGAUUGAGUACCCUGAGGACCGGUUUGAUCUUUCUUUGAGAAUUCCGUAUCCAUAUGAUACUAUUACUGAGAUUAAGAGUGAAGAGUGUCCUGGAUUAGAUACCCCUGGAUUGGUGGUGCAAUACUAG